Molecule: messenger RNA, 429 nt
Organism: Knipowitschia caucasica
Lineage: Eukaryota; Metazoa; Chordata; Actinopteri; Gobiiformes; Gobiidae
Source: the annotation of a GenBank genome assembly
AUGAUAUGUUUGAAGUCCAAAGAAACGCUCACUACAGACAGCAAAGAAAUGGCCAUCAACCAGCAGCCAGGCCACGUCGUGACCAUGACCAGCACCACCGGUCCUGGGAACUGGAGCACUGGCUUGUGUGACUGCUGCCAUGAUAUGGGCACAUGUUGCUUCGGCUACUGGUGCUUCUGCUGUAUGCAGUGUCAAACAGCCAAAUUGUACGGCUGGUGCUGUGCCAUGCCGUGUCUGGACUACUGUGGCGUGGUGAGCUGUAUCCUCAGAGGCAACAUCAGGGAGCGCCACAACAUCCCCGGCUCUUUCUGUGACGACUGCUGCAAGACCCUCUGGUGCUACCCCUGUGUUUGGUGCCAGAUGAACCGUGAGCUGAAAAUCAGGAAAAACCAAAGUACCAGCAGCACUGUUUUUGUCACCCACUCCUAA